Molecule: messenger RNA, 2784 nt
Organism: Pelodiscus sinensis (Chinese soft-shelled turtle)
Lineage: Eukaryota; Metazoa; Chordata; Testudines; Trionychidae
Source: RefSeq, a predicted model, not a curated record
CUAUUGGUGAAUAUGAAGAUCUUAGAGCAGCAAACAAGAAAACAAAAGAGGAGUGUGACAAAAUUAAACAAGAGCGAGAUGAGGCAUUCAGAAAACUUGAAGAGCUUCAAAAAAUUUCUCACAUGGUUAUCGAAGAAGUAAAUUGUAUGCAGAACCACCUUGAAAUUGAAAAGACUUGUCGUGAAAGUGCUGAAACUUUGGCUUCUAAGUUGAAUAAAGAAAAUAAGACCCUGAAAAGAAUUAGCAUGUUGUAUAUGGCUAAAUUGGGGCCAGAUAUCAUUACAGAAGAAAUUAACAUUGAUGACGAUGAUUCAUCCACAGAAACUGAAGGUAGCUCAGAUUCAUGCAGCUCGGUGCAUUGUCAACAGCAAAUAAAAGAGCUGCGAGAUCAAAUUAUAUCUGAUCAGGAGCAAAAGAAGACCAUAACUGUUGAACUGGAAAACCUGAGGCGCAAACUUGUAGAAGUAAUUGAAGAAGGAAAUAAAAUAAAGGAAGAAAAAGCUGUUCUUACAGCAGAAGUUCAUGAGCAGAGAAAACUACUGGAAAAAUGUAACCGAGUGUCUGUACUGGCAGUGGAAGAAUAUGAAGAACUCCAGGAGAACUUUGAGUUGGAAAAGAAUCUACGGAAGAAAGCAGAAUCAUUUGCACAAGAGAUGUAUAUUGAACAAAACAAGUUGAAAAGACAAAGUCAUCUGCUUCUGCAAAAUUGUGCUCCUGAUCAGCAGCUUUUGAAAGCUUUAGAUGAAAAUGCCAAGUUGACCCAAACAUUGGAAGAAGAGAGACUUCAGCACCAACAAAAGGUUAAAGAAUUAGAAGAGAAGCUAGAAAAUGAAGCACUACGUAAGGAGAUUGGCUGUCUUAAACAGCAGCUGGAACUUCUGGAAGAAGAUAAAAAGGAGUUAGAACUAAAGUGUCAGAACGCUGAAGAAAAAGUUAAAAACCUAAAGCAUUCAGUUGAUGAACUCCAGAAACGAAUACUCAAGUCAGAAAAUCCCGUACCGCCACCUCCCCCACCACCACCACCUCCACUGCCCCCUCCACCUCCCAAUCCAAUUCGGUCCCUUAUGUCCAUGAUUCGUAAGAGAUCUCAUCCUAGCAGCAGUGUGACCAAAAAAGAAAAAGCUCCUCCGCAAGAAUCAGGGGAAGAAGUAAAAGAUUUGAAGAGACAAGCGGUUGAAGAAAUGAUGGACAGAAUUAAAAAGGGAGUUCACCUAAGGCCAGUUAAUCAGUCAACCAGACCCAAGGCAAAGCCAGAAACACCAAAAGCUUCUGAAGGUGCAGUGAAAGAACUAAAGGAGAUACUGGAUACGCUCAACAAAUCUACCAGUUCGAGAAGCUUAAAAUCCCUUGAAACAGACAGCAGUGAAACUGAGUUAGAAAGAAUUUUACGGCGCAGAAAGGUGACAGCCGAGCAAGACAGCAGCAGUCCAGCUGGAGUGUUGGCCACAUCAGAAUCCAAAUCCAUGCCAGUGUUAGGCUCAGACUCUACUACAGCAGUGAACAAGAAAACUCUAGAGGCAGAAUUCAGCUCCGAAACACCCGAGUCAGGCACAGGGGCUCUUCAAAUGAAGGAAAGCGCAAGUUCCAAGGUUACAUUUCAGUCACCUAGUUACUUGGGAUUUGCAAGAAAAGCGAUCAGCAGUGAAAAUCAAGCAGAGUCCAUUGUAGUUUUAGAUCUUAUUUCCACCAGUGAAGCACAAACGAAAGACAAGAUGCCUGAAAAUAUUAUAAAUCAACACAAGAUGAAAGAAGAAAAAACCAAACAAUUAUAUGAAGAAACUAGUGUUGACAAAACAAAAGACUCAGACAGUUCUAAUUGCUAAUUGUGAUGCUAAAAGACUGAUAGUGAAUUGGCUGCUUAGGUGAAUUGGCAAGGUCUACAUUCUGCACUCGGAACUAUAUUCAGUAAUAGUUUACUGGAAUGGCCUAUUGUAUGCAAUUCUGUUAUUUGCCUUUGUAGGUAACAUAACUAUACACAACUCAAAAUCCAUUUUAAUUUUGGUCUCCUAUGUGUAUUUUCCUAGAUAAUAGAUCACUCACAAUUUUUCAACUUUAUAAAAAAAAAAAAACCCUUCUUUAGUGUAAACACAAAGAAGAAUUCUUCCUCAUUUACACUGGAUAAUGUCAAUAAAAAUCAGUUUUAAACACUGCCUUAAAUUUUUUUUUUUAUGCCUGUUUGAUACAGGACUCCCACUGAUCUUCUCCUCACUAACAUCUCCACAUGGGCUAUUGUAAAUAGUUUUAAAGCACAAACAUGAAGUGGUUUCUUCAGUAACUGGUUGACAUUAGCAGUGAAAAUAGGCAAUGCGGUGUGACAGUUUGGUACCAACUGUUUUGGUAACUGUUCCAACAUAUAGAAUGCCAAACUGAUGCUUCUUUGGCCUGUGGGAAUUGAAACUUGUUACGUUCUGAUCACACUCCCAUUGAAAUCAGUGGAAAGAUUCUUGACUCCAGUGGAUUGAGGCCCUCACUAGAGUGUGAAUAGGAAGAUAAUGAACAAGGCCCUAACCUGCAAAACUGUGCCUACACGCACAUUUCCACUCACACGUUACUGGAUUGGAGUCUGACAAUCCAUUCCUGUACAUCAUUACACAUGCAAAUAAUCUUUAUGCAUAAGAGUCCAUUAUAGUCUGAUUUUAAUGAGCCAACUCCCGCUGAAGUAAACGUAAAUCCUUUUGAGCUGAGGGCAAGGGAUGGUCCUCCUAUAUGUUGUUGAGCAAAUCACUUAAUUUCUCCGUGCCUCAGUUUCCCAUCUUGUUCUCUCAACUUUUGUCUAUCAUCACU